CAGUUCUGAGUUGAUUUUCAAAAAGUUAGGAUUUUAUGCUCUAUUUCUAGGUUGACCUAUUGAUUGGAGAACCAUACUAUUAUGGAAAUGAGGGAAUGCUUCCAUGGCAGAACCUGCGUUUUUGGAAGGAACGAACAAUGCUUGAUCCCAUCCCAUCCUCUCAAAGGAUGUGUUGAUAAUGCCUUGUAAAGGAAUGUUGAAGGCAUGUGCUAUGUCUCUGCCGGUGAAAUUCACUGAGCCUGGGAUAUGCCAUGGGUUUGUCCUAUGGAUUGAUUGGGUGAUGGAUGCAGACAAUGCAAUUGUGUUGUCAACUGGGCCGGAUCACAGAUAUUGGAAGCAGGGGGUUAAGCUUCUAGCUAAGCCUGUAGCAGUUGGAAUACAAAGAUCCGAAUGCACAUCUGAAUCAGUUUCUGCCGUGGUUGAAGCAGCGUUUAAUCCUGCCAGCGGUGAGCUCAUAAUCAAACACGUUUUCUCAUGAUUUCUGUGUGUUUUAGGAGAGCCCUUGAGUUUUGACCAUUUUUUCUGGCCGUCCUUGAGUUGGACUUAAUCUCUAAAUUAUCUUAUAUUUAACCGAGUGAAAUUUCCAAUUACUUGUGAAAAUUCUCUGUUUUAAUAUUGUGGGAAAUGUUUGCCGAGUUCUGCUACCACUCGGGCUUAUCAUCUUCUCCUUAAAAAAGAGAACUCAAAAAU
Rubroshorea leprosula is the source of this 690-nucleotide messenger RNA. The record is from the annotation of a GenBank genome assembly. NCBI's taxonomy places the organism in Eukaryota, Viridiplantae, Streptophyta, Magnoliopsida, Malvales, Dipterocarpaceae.